Molecule: messenger RNA, 1760 nt
Organism: Drosophila santomea
Lineage: Eukaryota; Metazoa; Arthropoda; Insecta; Diptera; Drosophilidae
Product: phenoloxidase-activating factor 2
Exons: 2
Coding region: 1-1653 (550 amino acids)
Biological process (GO): proteolysis
Molecular function (GO): serine-type endopeptidase activity
Source: RefSeq, a predicted model, not a curated record
AUGGAUCGCCUUUGCAUCCUGCUCCUCGUGCUUUUGGGAACCUCUCGGAUUCAGGCCCGUUACUGUGGUGGGUCCAGGGCAAACAUGUGCAUCCAGCGAAACCGUUGCCGUAUUGGAACAGAAACGGGAACACCAACCAUAGAUUUUAGAGGACUUAGUAACGGUAAUCAGGGAUGUGAAUCUGGGCAUACCUGCUGCCCGAUAACAGAAAUAUUACAAUAUUCGGUACAGACAGACAAUCAACAGAUUCCUCUCGACUGUGGCCACAUGAAUCGCCAAGGAGUGAGCUUCACCAUAACUAACGCGAGAGACAUCGCGCAGGAUGGCGAACUGCCAUGGAUGGUGGCUGUGCUCGAUGCCAGAAACAGCCAGGCGAUUGGAGGUGGCUCCCUUAUUAAGCCGGAUGUGGUGCUUACAUCCUCGUCGAAAACCUCAGAAAUUCCCGAGAACUACCUCAUUGUGCGGGCUGGCGAAUGGGACUUUAAAAGCUACACCGAGCUGCGACCACAUGUGGAUGUUCCGAUCAGAAAGAUCGUUCGACAUCCCGGUCUCAGUAUGACAAGUGGUGCCAGUAAUGCGGCCCUUCUGUUCCUUGCUAGACCGCUUAAUCUGGACCACCACAUAAAUCUCAUUUGUUUGCCUCCGCCGAAUCGAAACUAUAUCAAUAACCUUUGCACCGUCAGUGGCUGGGGCAAAAAAACCGUCUCGGACAACUCAUACAUGAAUGUCCUGAAGAAGAUCGAGGUGCCAUUGGUGGAAAAAAGUGUGUGUCAAACGCAACUGCAAAAUUUCGUCGGCAAAGAAUUUUUUCUCGAUAACAGCCUGAUGUGUGCCGGAGGAGAAGUUGGAAAGGAUUCGUGCAAAGGCGAUGGAGGUGCCCCCCUGGUCUGCCCACUGCAAAGCGAUCCCAAUCGGUACGAACAGGUAGGAAUCGUCAACUUCGGAUUUGGAUGUGGAAAGCCCAUUCCUGCUAUCUACACUGAUGUUUCCCAUAUUCGAAGCUGGAUUGAUUAUAGUAUCCUAGAGAAUGCAGUCAACUAUUCUCCCCCAUCACCUGGUCAAGUCGUAGAAUCUAUUCGGAAUGAAGGCUAUGGGUCUGGCGGUCUUAGAUAUGAUCCGAAUGGGAUCCAAAAACCUAAUCAAGGUGGAGGAUUCAUUUCGUAUUUAGGCCAAGGAUAUGAAGACAAUGGACCUCUUCCAAUCGGAGGACAUAUUCCAAGUGUGCGCCAAGAAUACAGUGGCAUUGGAUAUGAUCCAAAUCCUGAAGUCGGAUCUCCAUUAUUUGGUGCAUCUGGUGCCGGAAAUCAAAAUCCAAAUAUAAGGCAAGAAAAUUUUGCAUCUAAUCAAGUUGAAGUCGGCAGAAAUAGUAACGAUCUUGGUGGCAGAACGGUAACUGGAGGCGGUGCUAUUCAGAAUCCCAACAAGAAUAAUGUUAAUAAUCCUGAAUUCGGAGAUUUUACAUUUGGUGUAUUAGGUGCCGGAGAUCAAAAUCCAAAUAUAAGAGUCGGCGGAAAAAUCAACGAUCUUGGGGGCAGAACUAGAGGCGGUGCUAUUGAGAAUCCAAACAAGAUUAAUGUUAUUAAGCUUGGUGAUUUUCCUACCACAACGACUACGCCAAGUCCACCUGUCAAAAUGGUAAUAGUAAAGGCCUAACCUAAUUAAAUAAUUAUAUCAGAGAGCUUUUAAUAUAUAAAUUACCUACAUAUAACGCUUAUAUACAUAUAGGCAUUUCUGUAAUAUUAUAUUUUUGUAUUAUUUAA